AUGGCUCGUAGAGAAAGCUGGAAGACCGAGCCAGUGGCGAUUGUGGGGACCAGUUGCCGCUUCCCAGGCGCCGCGCACUCUCCAUCGAAGCUUUGGCAGAUUUUGCGGGAUCCCCCGGAUCUUCGAAAGAAGAUUCCCUCCACCAAGUUCAACCAGUAUUCGUUUCACCAUCCUGAGAGUGUUCGUCAUGGUACUUCCAACGUCACUCACUCGUACGUUCUAGAAGAAGACGUGGGUGAAUUCGACUAUGGCUUCUUCAACCUCAAUCCCAAAGAGGCCGAAAGCAUGGAUCCCCAGCAACGGCUUCUUCUCGAAACGGUCUACGAAGGCAUUGAAGCAGCUGGAUAUGCCAUGUCAGACCUUCGAGGGUCUCCAACCGGCGUCUAUGUCGGUCAGAUGACGGACGAUUAUUACGACAUAUUGAAUAAGGACGUCCAAUGCGCCCCGCAGUACACAGCCACAGGAUCGAGCCGAGCAAUUAUCGCCAACCGCGUGUCUUACUUUUUCGACUGGCGAGGGCCCUCUGUCAACAUCGACACGGCUUGUUCUUCGAGUCUGGUUGCUCUGCAUCAAGCCGUGCAAGCGCUGAGAGGCGGUGAGAUCGACUUGGCGGUGGCGGCCGGAGUCAACCUGAUUCUCGGGCCUGAAAAGUACAUCUACGAGUCCCAGCUCUCCAUGUUGUCACCAACCGGACGCUCCCGGAUGUGGGACUCUGAGGCAGACGGCUAUGCUCGAGGCGAAGGCUUCGCGGCCGUCAUUAUCAAGCGGCUCAGCCAGGCGAUAGCGGACAACGACCAUAUCGAAUGCAUCAUCAGAGAGACGGGGGUAAACCAAGACGGUCGAUCGGAAGGACUUACCGUUCCAAGCUCCGAAGCCCAAGCUGCACUUAUUCGAUCGACUUACAGCAAGUGCGGCUUAGACUGGAGAACGACGGAGGAUCGGUGUCAGUACUUCGAGGCACACGGGACGGGCACCCAAGCAGGCGAUCCUAAAGAAGCCCGCGCGAUUCGUGACGCAUUCUUCCCCGAGAACGUUCAACAGGAACUGGAGAAAGACACUCUGUACGUCGGGUCUGUCAAGACCGUCAUCGGACAUCUAGAGGGAGCAGCCGGACUUGCCGGGUUGCUCAAAGCCUCCGUGGCCAUUCAGCAUGGCCAGAUCCCCCCAAACCUCCAUUUCAACCGUUUGAACCCCAAGAUCAAGCCAUUCUACGAUCAUCUCGAGGUUCCAACCAGCCUUCAAUCAUGGCCGGAGCUGCCGAAGGGUGUGCCACGGAGGGCCAGUAUCAAUUCGUUCGGUUUUGGUGGAACAAACGCUCAUGCCAUUAUCGAGAGCUGGCCUUCUUCGGGAAACUCAGAUUAUGGAAGGGAUUCGAAUGUCGUCUCGAAUGUUGCGGCUCAUAGCAAUAAGCAGCACUUGGGGCCGUUCACACUUUCUGCAAGCUCUGACAUGGGACUUCUGGCUGCUGUGUCGAAUCUGUCUCAAGCGCUUAAGUCCGAGCCUGAUUUCAACCUACGAGACCUGGCCUGGACCUUACAGGUUCGACGUGAGCACUUCCCGGUCCGAGUUGCAGUCGCUGCUGUCGACAGAAAACAGCUCAUUGAACGUUUGGACGCCAUCAGCAAGGAUUCAAAUGCACUCUCGGUACAGUCUUCCAAAGCCACAAAAGUAACCGACAAGUACCCGGCUCGCAUUCUGGGCGUUUUCACUGGUCAAGGUGCACAAUGGCCGCGAAUGGGUGCGGAGCUUCACAGGCAAUCAGCCUAUUUCCGAAAGUCCAUCAGUCAGCUUCAAGAGUCCUUGGAUGAUCUCCCUGAUGGCCCGUCGUGGUCCCUCCGCUCUGAGCUAUUUGCGUCUGCUGAGAGCUCUCGCGUCAAGGAGGCCGAGAUUGCGCAGCCCAUCUGCACAGCUGUACAGAUCGCCCUCGUUGAUCUGCUGAGGGUAGCGGGUGUUUCUUUCCAUGGAGUCGUUGGGCACUCUUCUGGAGAGAUUGCCGCUGCAUACGCCGCUGGAUAUUUGACUGCCCGAGAUGCGAUCCGUAUUGCCUACUACCGCGGGUUGCACUCCCAUCUCUCCUCUUCACCAACCGGUCAACCCGGGAAAAUGAUGGCCAUCGGGCUGUCAUUCCAAAACGCAGAAACCUUCUGCCAGCGUCCCCAGUUCCGCGGCCGCAUCUCGGUUGCUGCAAGUAAUGCCAGAUCUAGUGUCACUAUUUCUGGAGACGCUGAUGCCAUACUAGAGGCAAAAGAAGUCCUUGACGCUGAAGGAGUCUUUGCACGUGCACUUCAAGUAGACAAGGCCUAUCACUCUCAUCACAUGAAGCCUUGCUCGGGACCCUACCUGGAAUCGCUACGCGCCUGCAACAUCAAAGUCCCCCGAACCGACGUCGGCGGUGACUGCGUCUGGUAUUCGAGCGUCCAUGGAUCUGCUGGACGCUACACACACGAGCCAGAAAGCUAUGCCGGCCAGUACUGGGUGGACAACCUCGUCAAACCAGUCUUGUUCUCCCAGGCGCUGGAUAGGGCUGUUCAAGAAAGCCAAAGACUCGAUCUCGUGCUCGAAAUAGGCCCUCACCCGGCUCUGCGCGGUCCCGCUAGCGAUCUGAUCAAGAACCUGGCCGGUGUUGCGGUGCCAUACAGCGGUGUGCUCAAGAGGGGCGAGGACGAUUUCGUCGCUUUCUCGGAGGCUCUAGGCUUUGUAUGGAAACAUAUCCAAGUUGACUUCCAGAGCCGGCCUUUGCCCGAUUUUGAGACAUUCGGUCGAGCCUGCGUGCCCAAUCCCGCAUCCUUUAACCCUCAAGUAUGCAAGUCUCUGCCCCCAUUCCCAUGGAAUCACAGCAAGUCCCUCAUGUGGGAAUCCCGAGUAUCCAAGCUGUGGCGAGGUCGCAGGGAGCCGGAACACGACCUACUCGGGCUGCCCACCGUCAGUGGCAACCGUCAAGAGGUGCACUGGCGGAAGAUCAUGAGGGUUAGCGAGAUGGACUGGCUCCGUGGGCACAAGUUCCAAAACCAGGUCCUAUUCCCGGCAGCGGGCUACGUAUCCAUGGCUGUGGAGGCGGCGUCGUACUUGAUACCAGAUCAGCCUAACAAGACCAAGGUGAUCGAGCUGAACGAUAUGAAGAUCCAUCAAGCAAUCACGCUGUCCGAGCAGUCCUCCACCGGCACCGAGGUCACUUUUGUGAUCCACGCGCGCCAGCAAGAUGCAACAACCACCAUGGCCGAGUUUUCUUGCUUCAGCAUCGGGGCGGACGCUGGAUCCGAUGAGAAUAGCAACUGCAAUUUCACUGGGUUAGCUACCAUCAUCGUGAGUAAUGCGGCUGGCAGUGCUCUGGACGCAGCAGCCGAGGAGGCCGGAACUCUGCAGCCGCUUAGAAGAGAGCAGCGGCUUCCACUCACCGACGUGAAUCUCGACCAGUUCUACUCCAGCGUGAGCGGUAUUGGUCUUGAAUAUUCCGGAGACUUCCUGGCAAACUCCAUCUCCAGACGUCUGGGCUUCGCCGCUGUUACCAUGUCCCAGAAUGACCGAACUCACUUGCUCAUCGACCCCGCGGUUCUCGACACUUCGUUCCAUGGCGUAUUCUCCGCAUUCUGCUACCCGAACGACGGACGCAUGUGGACUGCCUACCUUCCGACUAGUAUUCGUCGCAUCAGGAUCACGCAGGCCGAAGGGCGCGAGCGGCAGGUACAGCAGCAAAGACAUUUCAGUGCUGACUGUAUCUUGCGCGACGCCUCUGAUAAGAUCAUUUGUGCCGACGUAGACAUCUACUCCUCCGCUGGUAGUCUCGAGUGUCAGCUUGAGGGCCUUACCUGCACCUCGUUUGCAACACAAAGCCCGGACCAGGAUCGGAAACUCUUCUCCCGUACGGUCUGGAGAAAGGACAUAUCUUGCGGCAUUGAGAACAACAAAAUCAUCAAAGCGAGUCAUGACGAUUCGAGGUUGUACGAGGUCUUGGAGAGAACCUCAUACUUCUUCUUAAGGAGACUGCGGGAGCAGAUCUCGGAUUCGGAGAUAGGAGACAUGGCCUGGCACUACAAGGCCUCCCUGGGAUGGGUGUUCGACCGGCUACUGCCUUCCAUCGAAAACGGCCAGCAUCCCAGAGUCAAGGCGGAGUGGGCAUUCGACCGAGAAGAGGACGUACAGGGCUGGCGCGACGAGUUUGGCGAUGAAAUCAGUCUGCGCGCAGUCCACGCCAUCGGAGAGGCGUAUCCUGACAUUGUGCGUGGUAACGUGCCCCCGUUGCAGAUACUCAUGGAGGACAAUGUCUUGAACAGACUUUACAAGGACUGUAUCGGCGGGCAGACGGCCAACACCCAGGUUGGCGAGCUCGUUGGACAGCUUGCCCACCGCUAUCCGCAGAUGAACAUCCUCGAGAUUGGUGCCGGAACAGGAGGGACCACCACCACAGCGCUAAGGUGUCUCAAGUCCAACUUCGCCUCCUACACCUACACGGACAUCUCACCGGGCUUCUUCGAGAAGGCCGCUUCCGCCUUUUCGAGUCAUGCGCACAAGAUUGUGUUCAAAACACUGGACAUCGAGCGUGAUCCCGUGGAACAGGGUUUUGAAGAGCACUCGUUCGACGUGAUCAUGGCCGCCAACGUGCUCCAUGCGACCAAGCACCUGGAGAAAACCAUCGCCAACUGUCACAAGCUCCUUCGACCUGGCGGCCGGAUGAUCCUGCUGGAGAUUACGAGUGAGGCUUUGUGGAUCCAGAUCAUCUUUUCGUCACUUUCGGGUUGGUGGCUCGGCCAGGAAGAGGGACGGAUCAACCACCCAACGGUCUCCAUCGACGAAUGGCAAGGGAUUCUGCGCCGCCAAGGCUUCUCGGGUGUCGACGUCCACUGUCGUGAUCUUGAGGAUGAGAACCGAUACACUUUCUCCGUCUUCACAACCCAGGCUUUGGAUGACAGGGUUCGGGCGCUGAGGGACCCUCUGCUCAUUGGGCCCAACCAGCCCCUUGCUCCCAGGAUCGAUCACCUGGCUCUCAUCAGUCCUGAUGGUGCAGAAGAAGUCGCCGUACUCGUCAACGAGAUGAAAGACUUGCUCUCCCCGUUCGCAAACAACGUCACUGUCGCUCAAGGACUUCAAGACCCCGCCUUGGCAGAUGGUAUUCUGCCUCUGGGUAGUACCGUCGUCUCGCUCGUCGACCUUCACGAGGCAACCUUCCGCAACAUGAACCCCGCAAAGUUCCAAAAUCUCAAGAGCAUCUUCAACAAUUCCAAGAGCAUCCUAUGGGCAACCCGAGGGUGCCGCGUCGAGGACCCGUACGCCAGCAUCAUUGUCGGUCUUGGGCGGUCAGUGAUGCAGGAGCUCACGCACUUGAACCUUCAAUUUGUCGACUUGGACCUUGAAAUCACGGACAAGUCUGCAGUUCAACUGUCCAACAUGCUGCUUCGUAUGCUUUACACGGACGGUCCGGACUUUGAAGAUGUGGUCUGGUCUAGUGAAACAGAGACCGUGAUUCAAGAUGGCGACACGUACAUCCCCAGAAUCCUUCCCGAGGAAGCCUCCAAUCAAAGGAUCAACUCCGCGAGACGAGUAGUCCAACGUGAAGUAGAUCCCUCGCGUCAAUCAGUCACGUUGAAGAGGGAGUCGCCCAGCGGCGUUUGCUGGCUGGAGCAGACCUCCGCCGUUGUCAUGACUGGUAGCAAGGACUCUUCACGAUGGGUUGAAGUACGGGUUCAGGUGUGCUCUCUCUUCCCAGUGAUCACGAAAGAAGGCCAGCAGUAUUUCGUCUCUUUCGGUAAGGUCCUCGAGUCGGGACAAACGGUUCUCGCCUUGACUCCCAUCAACGGUUCCGUUAUCAGAGUUUCAUCCGGCAACAUCAUCACACUUCCUCAAACACCAGGCAAUCUUUCCUCUCCUCAAGCGUCGCUCCGGGCAGCUCUCGCUCGUAUUAUUUGUGAAAGCCUUGUCAAGCCUCUGGCAAAGGUCAAGGGCACAGUUUGGCUGCACGUCGCCGACGCGUCAGUUGCUGAAAUCGCUUCCGAAGUAGCAUCCGCUCAUGGCCUUGAUCUGUUUUGGACUACCUCUAGUACCAUCGGCGCCCGAUCACAUGGAGCAGGCGACAGAGCUGCUCGGGUUCUCCAUCCCUUCAUCACAGAACGAGAGCUUCGUUCCCAGGUUCCAGAGCAUAUCCUCUGUCUCCUGACACUCGGAGAGGAGCCAAUUGCUGGCUUCUAUCAGAGGUUAGCUUCCGGUCUGGACAAUAUUGCCGAGGUUUGUCACCUCACAAGCCAGACUAACCGCCAUGGCCAUCUCAAACUAUCGCUCAGCUUCGACGAGGUACGAGAAGUUCUCAAAGGCACAGCCAAAUCCCUGGUGGACGAGUCCAGCACUGCUGCCAGCACCAUUCCCUCUGGGAUCCCCGUUGACAAGCUGCCCACGAGUCGCGCAACAGCGCCUCACAACUCGGAGCCCCUGGAGAUAGUCGACUGGGAGUGCGUAGAGAAAGCCGUGGCCGUUGUGAAGCCCCUUGACAUCAGCAACCUGUUCUCCAACGACAAGACAUACUUCCUCGUGGGUCUGACUGGAGAGCUCGGUUUCGGUCUAUGCAACUGGAUGAUUGACAACGGCGCACGACACCUGGCGAUUUCUAGUCGAAAGCCGAGUAUUGACCCAAGCUUUCUCAACUACUGGGCGAAUAAGGGUGCUAACGUUCGCGUGUUUGCGCUCGACAUCACUGAUGAACAGAUGCUCCGCGACGUUCAUCGGCAGAUUAUCGAGACGAUGCCACCCGUUGGCGGUGUCAUGAACGGUGCCAUGGUGCUUCGAGACAAGCCCUUCAGCGCCAUGACAUUGGAAGAUUUUGAUGUCGUUCUGGACCCCAAGGUUCGCGGCAGCGAGUAUCUCGAUAGACUCUUCUACUCCGACCCUCUUGAGUUCUUCAUCCUCUUCUCGUCUCUGUCUCGCGUGAUCGGCAACCCCGGACAGUCCAACUAUGCUGCUGCGAACAUGUUCAUGGCCAGUCUGGCAUCCCAGCGUAGAGCACGCCGUGUGUCCGCUUCGGUCAUCGACAUCGCCAUGCUUGUCGGCUUCGGGUGGAUGUGGCGUAACGCAGGCGAGAUCCUGGAAGCCCAGAUGAAGGCUGCGGCAUACAUGUCAAUCUCCGAGCCCGAGUUCCACACCAUCAUGGCGGAGUCGAUCGAAGCCGGUCGGGCUGACAAGGGCCUCCAUCCGGAGCUGCACACAGGUCUCGCCAUGUCCAACACGGCGAGCUGGAAGCGGUUUCCGCGAUUCUCUCACUUUGUGCCCUCCGAGAGCCAAGCUAUCACCUCGACUGGUGUCGGCUCUGAGCCAGACAAGAACGUGUCGCAGCACAUUGCCGAUGCGAAGAGCGAUGAGGAGGUCCUGACUACGAUUGAGACGGCCUUCUCACGCAAGCUCGGCUCGGUGUUGCAGCUCGCCGACACAGGCUCUCCCAUGGACCCCAAGACGGCACUUCUCUCGCUGGGCAUUGACUCCUUGGUUGCGGUCGAGUUGCGUUCGUGGUUCCUCAAGGAGCUUGCUGUCGACGUGCCAACCCUGAGAAUUCUCAGCGAUGCCUCCAUUGCCGAUAUCAGCUUUGAGGUGAAGUCCAAACUGAACAUCUCUCUCAGCAAACAGCGGUCAGCUUCCACAGAGGCCGAGGCGGAUAAGAAGACAGAGGAGCCGGCCCCGGCUCGACGACCUGACACACCGCGAAUCACCCCUGAGCGUGACGAGGCGUCCUCUACUUCACGCUCCGAGGCCUCAUCCGACGUUGAAGCCAACAACGAGUCAUGGCCUGACAUCACAGGUUCUCCGAAUAGCACCACCGCCCCGUCUGUCGUUGGGACAUCGGCAGAUGGCAAUGCGGCUCAGCAGAAUGCUCAAGAUUGCCCGAACCCCGCGCACACCGACAACUACGAGCGCACAGGGCCCAUGUCUCACUCCCAGGAGGCUCUCUAUUUCCUCCAUGAGUAUCUCACCGACAAAUCCAGCCAAAACGUCUUGUUCCAUGGGAGAUAUCCACACUACUUGAACAUUGCCCAGUUUGAGGCCGCCUUGGAGCACGUCGCCAGACGUCACGAGGCACUUCGUAGCGCCUACUUCGUUGACCCCAGCACUCAGCAAGCCGUCCAGGCUGUGGGUGUCGACUCUGGGAUCCAGGUUGUGCACAAAGAUAUCGACAACGAAGCGGAUGUUAACGCCCAUGUGCAACAACUACGCCAGCACGUUUUCGACAUUGCAAGGGGAAAACUGAUGCUCGUGGUGGUGCUUUCAAUACAGCCCAGCCUACAUUAUAUCGUCUUCGUCCAUCACCACAUCGUCAUGGAUGCUCAAGCUACAGUUGUGUUUCUCACUGAGUUGACGAUGGCCUACGCCGGGCACCCUCUCGGCAUGUCCCCACCCCAGUCCAUUGACGUGUCCAACAAGAUGCGAGUGAAAUGUGUCCCAGACAAGUUGGCAGAUAAACUUUCCUACUGGAAGAAGGUCCACGAGCGCCCUCUGGGCCCCAUACCUCUACUUCCCUUUGCGAAGACUCGGAGCCGCAAACCACUUUCCGACUAUGACCUCGAGACCUUCGACAUGAGAAUCGACGCCGACCUAUGCUCCUUGAUCCGGAGCAAGUCCUCCAAACUCCGUAUCACUCCCUUCCACUUCUACGUUGCCGGUCUCCAUGCCCUUCUCGCACGCUGUCUCGGUACGAGCGACGACAUAAACAUCGGCAUCGUCGAUUCCAACCGAGGUCCGGAUGAGGGUGACGCGCAGGCCCUAGGCAGUUAUGUCAACGUUUUACCACUCCGAUCCAAGCUCCAGGAGGACGAGAGUUUCGACCAAGCCGCCCAGCGCACGCGGGACUCCGUCCUCAAGACCCUUUCCAACGCCGGCGUUCCGUUUGAGGUGCUGCUGGACCAACUCAAGGUACCUCGCCACAGUACACAUCAUCCGCUGUUUCAGGUUCUAUUCAACUACAGACUGGGGAUUCCCUCAUCCAGCCCCUUGGGUGAUGGGGUGAUCGAAUGGACCGGCGCGGUGCCCUCAAAGAACUCGUACGACCUAGCGAUCGACGUUUCAGAUACUCCUCGUGGUACCUGCAUACUGUCCUUCACCACACAACGGUACAUGUACAGCGCGGCCGAUACCAAGAUGCUGAUGAAGUGGUACACACACAUGCUGAAGUCGUUUGCGCACGAUUCGUCUGUCCGGGUCAGCACUUGUUCGCUCGCUGAUCCGCAAGAGAUGCGGAAGGCUGCCGCUCUGGGUCAUGGACCGACAGUCGACAUCGAAUGGGAGGGUACUAUUAUAGACCAGGUUGCAAGAAGCGCGGCACAGUUUUCAGAUUCGAUCGCUAUCAAGGAUGAUGAGGGCAACGAGCUCAAAUACUCAGACAUGAUCAAGACAACCAAUCAGAUCUGUCGAGGUCUCCAAGCCAGCAAGAUUCAGCCGGGGUCCAGAGUUGCCGUUCUGCUAACGCCCGACGUUUGGUCCAUCUGCACUCUUCUUGCCGCUCUCCAGCAAGGCCUGGUUUGGGUGCCGCUCGAUACACGUAAUGCUCGACAGAGGCUCGCGGCUAUGCUUACCGAUUGCAAGCCCCGUCACAUCAUUCAUUCUGAUGCCACCGGCGUUCUCGCGGAAGAGCUGGUAGCAGCUGCCCGUCCUGAGAAUCCAGAGCUUGAGCCGUUGCGUUUGGCAGAGUUGAUGGCACCAACGGCGCCCUCCGCAUCGGUCCCGACGCCGAACCUGAGCAGUAGGGACGCCGAUGCCGUUCUUUUGUACACAAGUGGUUCGACUGGCGUGCCGAAGGGCGUCCGCGUGACUCAUCUAGGUCUUUUGAAUCAGAUCUACGUGUGCAAAGACAUUAUAGGCGAGCGUCAGGUGGUUCUUCAGCAAACGUCUCAUGGCUUCGAUAUCGCCCUUGGCCAAAUCUUCGAUGCCCUGACCCGCGGUGGCAAGCUGAUUGUUGUUGGGCAACACGGCCGAGGUGAUCCUAAGCAUCUGUCCAAGCUGAUGCUAACUGAGAGCGUGACUUACACCUGCAUCGUCCCCUCAGAGUUUCACAUGAUGCAUCAACAUGGCCUCGAAUAUCUAAAGCAGUGCCGUCAGUGGCGUACUGCUCAUGUCGCAGGCGAAAAGGUCACGCAUCAACUUCGCCGGGCAUUCCGGGAUCUGGCUCUUCCCGAACUCAGGCUGUGGAACGCCUACGGUCCAACAGAGGCAUCUGUAACCUGUGGCAGAGGUCCGAUGCCUUACCAAACGGAGGAGGACAUCAUGAGUGACUCGGACGGCAUUCGGGCAUUGCCAAACUACAACCUCACAAUUGUGGACGAGAAGCUGAACCCUGUGCCGGCUGGCUUUCCUGGUGAGAUCUGCAUUUCUUCGCCAUACUCCAUCAGUCGCGGAUACAAUAACAGGCCCGAGGAGACAGAGCGCCAGUUCAUUGACUCGAAGCUCAUUCGCGGCGGCGCCCUGCCCCCAGGCAUCCCCGUCUACCGAACAGGCGAUCUUGGCCGUUUGUCCGCAGAAGACGGCACUUUGACGGUGCUUGGCCGCAUUGGCCAAGACAGCCAAGUCAAGAUCCGGGGCCAGCGGGUAGAGCUUGACGAGAUUGCCGCCACCAUCGUCCGCUGCUCCAACGGCAUCAUCAGCAACGCCGCCGUGUCGUGGCGUCCCGAUGCCGAGAUACUCGCCGCUCUCAUCGUUAUGCGCAGAGACGCCAGCGAAGAGAGUCUCGGAUGGGCGACGCAUGAGCUCGGUCAACAGCUUCCGUUGCCGCCAUACAUGCGCCCCUCGGUCUGGAUCCCCAUCGACGGAGUCCCAACCAACCCCAACGGCAAGAUGGACAGGCGCGCCAUCGACGAAUACCCCAUCCCGUCCUCCCAGCUGCAACGGUCGAAUCGAUCGAACCGAAGCACCGAGAAUUCAAUCGUCUCCCUGUCCGAGUUGGAGAGACAAGUUGCCGAGAUCUGGGAGCAGGUCCUGGGGGAGAAGGCCUCGGGCAUUUGGGACCCCAAUACCGACUUCUUCAACCUCGGCGGUAACUCCAGAAACCUGAUUGAGCUUCGGUUCUUGCUGGAGAGGGAAUUCUCGACUGCCAAGAUUCAGCUGCCUGAGCUCUUCCACCACAGCUCUCUGGCCGAGAUGGCGGCCCUGUUUGCCUCAUCCGACGACAACCGCCCCCAGCUUGACCCGAACGGCCAACUUACACGUGUGGAUUGGAGCAAGGAGGUCGAUGAUGCUUGCAAAGAAGCAUCACGUCCUCUCCCUCCCCGCGUUAACACCCCUUCCCCGGCGCAGAAUGACGUCUCUUCUCACCAGAAGCCGAACGGACUGGUCGUGGUUCUUACGGGUGCCACGGGGUUCCUGGGAAGCUCGAUCGCGCAGCGUCUUGUUGACGAUGACCGGGUUCGCGAGGUGGACUGUAUCGCGAUCCGUAGCGCCGACGGACAGGCUCGCCACGUGCCGGUCCAAAGCGACAAGAUCGUCGAGUACGCCGGCGACCUGGAAUCGCCCCUCCUGGGGCUUUCGGAUACCGAUUUCAACAAUCUCAGCAAGCGUGCCGACAUGAUCAUCCACAACGGCGCCCAGGUGUCGUUCCUCAAGACUUACCAGUCUCUGCGCCAAUCCAACGUCUCAUCCACGGUCGAGCUCUGCCGCAUGGCACUUGUCCGAUCCAUCCCUCUUCACUUCGUGUCCACCGGCGGCGUUGCUCUCGUGCCGACGGUCAACAACCGGGAUGCGCCGCCCCCGACGCUUUUGCAGCAGUCGGCAAGCGACCGCAUGCCCGAGCCGGAAUCGAAGAACGGGUACCAAGACAGCAAGUGGGUGGCCGAACAGGUGUUGGAGAGGCUCGGCACCCAGCGCGGCCUGCCCGUGGUGAUUCAUCGGCCGGCCAGCAUCGUCGGAGCGGGCGCGCCCAAACUGGACUGGAUGGCGGCGAUCCUCAACAGUUCUCGGGCCUUGGGCAAGGUGCCUGCACUCGAGGGAAAGAUGGAAGGGUCUCUCGAUCUUGUCCCGGUGCAGCAAGUGUCAAGUAAGCUUGUCAACGUCGCACUUGAUACGGAUCACGCCAAGCGUGUGGCGACGGUCAGGUUUGUGCAUCAUUGCAACGAUGCGAAACUGCGGCCCGGUCAACUGAAGGAGUUUCUCGAGGAGCAGGAUGGUCUGAGGACGACGUAUAGUGUUGUCGGUCUGCAUGAGUGGUUGACAGCGGCGGCUCAGGCGGGGAUGGAGCCAGUCCUCCACGACUUUUUGAGUGUUGGGUUCGCAGGAGAGAACAAGGUCCGGCUUCCGUCCCUAGCGUAUUAA
Molecule: messenger RNA, 12267 nt
Organism: Colletotrichum graminicola M1.001
Lineage: Eukaryota; Fungi; Ascomycota; Sordariomycetes; Glomerellales; Glomerellaceae
Product: beta-ketoacyl synthase domain-containing protein
Exons: 4
Coding region: 1-12267 (4088 amino acids)
Biological process (GO): fatty acid biosynthetic process; secondary metabolite biosynthetic process
Molecular function (GO): phosphopantetheine binding; 3-oxoacyl-[acyl-carrier-protein] synthase activity; fatty acid synthase activity
Source: RefSeq, a predicted model, not a curated record